Molecule: messenger RNA, 2526 nt
Organism: Paramisgurnus dabryanus
Lineage: Eukaryota; Metazoa; Chordata; Actinopteri; Cypriniformes; Cobitidae
Gene: whr1
Product: winged helix repair factor 1
Biological process (GO): positive regulation of Ras protein signal transduction
Source: RefSeq, a predicted model, not a curated record
AAGAAACUGACAGCUGUUGUUGGUUGGAGUUAAAGCUCUCUGAACAAACAUACAGGAACCUCAAGCAGUUAAAAGAAAGUUAAAGGGUUGUUUUUAAACACUUUUUCCGCAUUUCUCUGUCAUCCGAAAAUAAUGUAAAUAAAUAAACGCUCUUGCGCCAUUUCUAGCGGACAUCUAUAGCAAAGGAAACUACAGUUAUUUGUAAAAUAUUAUCUCUGCUAAUAGCGAAAGUGUGUAAAAACAUCAAUCAAUGAACAGAAAAAGAGCUCUGAUCGCAAACACAUUCUGUUUAAAGAAGAAACGCAGAUGUGAAUCAGAUGAACAUAAUGGAGAGACUCACGAUGUAACGGCUGAUAUCAGAUCAAGUCUGCAGUAUCUCGUGACUCUGUUUUCACGUAAACUCUUCAAUGACAGUCUUCCUCCGGUGGUCUUAAAACAUCAACUCUACAGUUUACACAAUGACAAAACCUUAGUGGACAAGCUGGUGAAUGAAUUGAGAGAAAAUGGCGAGCUGUUGAUGUUUCAGCUGGGAUUUGACUCUGAAGCCUUUGGUUUGGUGUUUGCUGAAGACUACAGAGCCAAAGUCCUGCAAGGGGAGGAAGGCAGAGAUACACUUACAACUGUGGAGAAAUUUCUGAAUAAAGUCAUUCCCGCAUGUUCCGAUCUGAGCUUCAGCAAAGACAAAAUGCUCAAGGAGUUUCUUUUUAGCGAUUCUGAGAUAACACAGCUGGUAAAAUCAGGUGUACUGACUGUAAGAGAUGCAGGCAGCUGGUGGCUUUCAAUCCCAAACUCUGGCAAAUUCAUUAAAUAUUUCAUCAAGGGACGCAAAACUGUACUUGGCAUGGUAAAGAAAUCCAAAUACGGUGAAAUCCUAAAGGAUGAAUUAGAGGGACGUCGCACAACUUCCCAGAUUAAAUUCCAGAUGAAGUAUCACGUUCAUGAUAUAGUCGGGGCAGAGUUAGUAGAAUGCAUACAGACAACUUCAGGGACGUUAUUACGAUAUGUGGAUGGAAAUAUCAACCAAUCAAACACUUACUUGUCCUGAAUUGUAUAGAACUAAAUUAUCUGUAUAGAUUCAUCUAUUACUUUUUUCUUUUGGUUAAAAAGGCUUCAUUCUUUACAGGAUAUGCAAUACAUUUUUUUCUCAAAUCUCACAGUUUCUUCAUGGCAAAUUAUUGUUAACUAUAAUGUAAAAUAAAACAAAAUGAAACUGCACCCAACAGUGAUUAUUAGUUCAUUAGUCAAAACGUGUUUACCGUUACAGUCAACACUAGAUGAAAUAUUGACCCAGUUCACUUUAAAUUGAACUAUAUCUUGGUUUAUAAGCCUGAUUUUAAACAUAGACACACUGCACCUUUAAAGCUUUCCAGUAAUAUCUAACAUAGGUCUUCAACAGGGCAUCCGGGACCCCUUGUGGUCCCUGGUGGUAUUACCCAUGGUCCGGGGUCUUUUUAUUUUUGCAUUGCGAGACCAAUAAUAAAAUCUUAAAGUUCUCACAUUAAAAUCUAUUCAGUAAAAAAUAAAAAUGUAGACUGAAAUAAUUUUUUUAAUAUGUUUGUAACUAUCAUAACCAAGUAUGUAAAGUAUGUGUCUUAAUUUGAUGCUCUUUUUCUCUUUCCAUUAAAGGGACCUUGGCCUAAAAUGGUUGAAGAUCUCUGAUAUAUAGGUUGUCAAGAUAAUUUCGUUUUAUUUACUGAAUUGAUUUGAGGGGGAUAACUUUGAUAGGAUAGGUCAAGGUAAUAAAUAAUAGUUAUUAGCAACAGUUCUCAGAUCACUUAAAUUUAGGAGACAUUAGACAGGGCUGUCUGUUUUCACACUAUCCACAUCACCUUUAUUUCACUUUGGUUACUGAUUCUAUGGCAGUGAGAUUUAUAUAUAUAUAUUUUUAUUGGUAUAUAUUAAACAAGUAUAAACUUGCUUUGUUUGCAGAUGAUGAUAACUCUAUUAUAGAUUUGUAUUAUCUAGGUCAUGGACAAAGAUCUCUCACACCUAGGUGCGAAAGGUAGGGCUUUACCCGUAUUGCAUAAUUUUUUUACUCUGUUACAAAUGAAUAGGACUGAUUUUUACUCACUUCUGCAAUGGGAGCCUGUGGAUUUGAAUUAAAUAGAUGGAGACUCCUAUCAUUGUCUAUAUUACGACAGAUGUUUGAAUUUAUUUAAACUAGGGGUCGUGAGCAAGGACUAACACAAUGGAUACUGGAGGGCUACUUUUUUUAAGUAGUCUACUCCAAUCUUUUUUGUUUUACUUGUUGGUUUUUUGUUAAGGUUUUAUAAUUGUUUAAAAUGUUAAUAUAAAUAAAAUAAGCCAAGCUAAUACAAAUAAUAUGUAAUAAACAAAUAUUAAAAUUAAGGCUAUUAAUAGAAUCUGCUUUGGCGGGCACCAUGUUGGAGACCACUGAUUUAAAAGAUCCCAUUUUUCCUACCAUUAAACAGCAAUAAUUGGUUCAGUUCUUUAAUUUUAAACCUUAAGAAACCGAUCCUGUAACUAAGAUGCAACUUUGUGGAAAUAAAAGCGGCUUAGGUUGUC